UCAGAUCACGCGGCCGCGUACGUGGUCAAGUGGUGGAUCGCGACCGAGACAACGUGGCCCUUACCGAUUUCAAUUUUGGUCGAAACAGUAUCGAUUUGCAAAUCAUCGCGUCCAAGUUGAAACAUGUGCGGAAUUUGGGCGCUCUUCGGGUUAGAUGUAAAUUUGUCUUGCGUCUGUGACAACUUUGCAAAAAUAUCCCAUCGCGGACCGGAUGCUUUUCAAAUCGAAUACGAUGCUCGCGUCAAGAACUGCUACUUGGCGUUUCAUAGAUUAACCAUCGUCGAUGGUCUUCGAGGUAUGCAACCGAUGAAAUUAUGUCGUUAUCCUCAAAUCUUUCUUUUGUGCAAUGGAGAAAUUUAUAACUGUGCAAAAAUUAGACAAACAUACUCGUUUAAAUAUGCAACGGACUGCGACGUCGAAGUUAUAAUGCACUUAUAUGCGAAUGGCGGUCCUUACGAUGUAGCCAGACAAUUGGACGGGGUCUUUGCCUUUUGCUUAAUGGAUAUCGAGAAACGAAGGAUAUUGAUCGGGAGGGAUCCUUACGGAGUCAGACCUUUAUUCCGACUACGGAGCGACGGUGGUAUUUUAGCAAUCAGCUCUGAGAGUAAAGCAUUAGUCGGCCUUUCGAAACGGAUAACUGGCCACUGGACUUUGGAGCCAUUUCCACCAGGUUGUUACGAAGAGUAUGAAAUCUUACCAGAUGGUUGCACGAGACUCCUGAAUUCUAUCAAGUAUCAUAAGCCUGGAGAUAAACCUACUUUCGCUGUCUUUGUACCAUGGCCGACAUUGGUUGCAAAAGAUGUGCACGAAAACAUUAGGAAUUUAUUAAAUGCAGCGGUAGAAAAACGUUUAAUGGCGGACAGACGACUGGGAUGUUUAUUGUCCGGUGGCUUAGAUUCUAGUCUCGUGUCUGCUUUGCUCGUUAAACACGCCAAAAGAAUGAAUUUGCGUUACAAGAUUCAAAGUUUUGCUAUUGGGAUGGGAAAUAGUCCUGAUAUCGUAGCUGCCAGACAGGUAGCCGAUUACAUAGGAACAGAACAUCAUGAAAUCGUUUUUACGGUACAGGAUGUUAUUGAAGUUUUGGACCAAGUUAUUUAUCACUUGGAAACCUGUGAUAUUACUACUAUUCGUGCUUCUAUAGGAAUGUAUUUGAUUUCGAGAUAUAUCAAGAAAAAUACAGAUACUACAGUCGUGUUCAGCGGAGAGGGAGCGGAUGAAUUGGCACAGGGUUACAUUUAUUUCAGAGAUGCACCAAAAGCAUCGGACGCUCAUAACGAAUCUUUAAGAUUACUUGAAGAUAUUUAUUUGUACGAUGGCUUAAGAGCGGACAGAACCACCAGUGCAUUCAGUUUGGAACUUCGUGUUCCGUUUCUGGAUUUACAAUUCACUAGUUACUACCUCUCGUUAGAUCCCGCUUUGCGGCAACCUCAAGAUGGAGUGGAAAAACAUCUACUGAGGUCUGCUUUCGAGGGAACGGGAUUACUUCCGGAAAAUAUAUUAUGGAGACACAAAGAAGCUUUCAGCGAUGGUGUAGCAUGUAUCAAGAAGUCUUUGUUCCAAGUAAUUCAAGAAAUUGUGGAGGAUCGCGUUCAGGACGAGGAAUUAGAAAAGGCGAAAACAAUUUACCCGCACUGUACACCUAAGACGAAGGAAGCUCUCUAUUACAGAAAAAUAUUUGAAUCUCAUUAUGGCGGAUUGGCUGAAAGUUUUACGCCGUAUUAUUGGAUGCCACGAUGGGUUAAGGGCGUCACAGAUCCUUCAGCUAGAUUCAUCAAACACUACUCCGCUAAAGACGAGGAAAAACUUGCGGAGUCAAAGAAAUAAUUACAUGUAUAACAAUGUCAUUGUUUAUUCAUGUCUUUUAUGGACAGUGUACCGUUUACAACUUUUAUAAAUGUUUAAAAAAUAUGCCUAUACGGGAAGGAGAAUCAUUUAUGUGAAGAAAGUAAAGGAAAUGUAAACAAGA
This is a messenger RNA of Orussus abietinus, 1966 nucleotides long. RefSeq names its product asparagine synthetase [glutamine-hydrolyzing] (gene AsnS). Gene Ontology annotation, cellular component: cytosol. Lineage: Eukaryota; Metazoa; Arthropoda; Insecta; Hymenoptera; Orussidae. The record is from RefSeq and is a predicted model, not a curated record. Gene Ontology annotation, molecular function: asparagine synthase (glutamine-hydrolyzing) activity. The transcript is spliced from 9 exons. The coding region runs from base 124 to 1824 and encodes 566 amino acids.